AUGUCGACCACGCGCUUUAACAGCCCCUUGGCUGGUAGCGAUAACGAGCACAGCAAAUCAUCCCCGCAAGCAGAGACGCAGGGCUCUAAGCAAGCCUCAGAGACGGGGACCGGGCGAAAGAAACGCACCAGGACUGGGUGCGUCAAUUGCAGCCGUCGACGACGGAAAUGCGACGAAGCCAAGCCGACUUGCACGGGCUGCAAGCGCCGAGGCGAUCAGUGCCAAUGGCGAAUGCUCGGUUCGUUUCGCGAUUCAAAUAUCAGGGUGCUGGGAUCGGAUCACCCCUCCAUGAGCCAGGGUGUGGCAGCGACCAAGUCCAAGAGGCAUAGUAAAUUCAAGAUUUUGAAUGCUUUGCCAACUGCUCCGCAGACACGGGGCGCAGCGAGGCGACAGAAUCAAACUGAUACAGGUCUGCCUGACCGACAGGACUCGCCUUCGUCGACAUCUGCACCAGACACUGAGGCUGCGUCGGCUCUUGUUGCUGUUUCCGAAGCUAGUGAGCAUUCUGCGCCUCUUGUUGAGGGCGCCUUUUCAGAUCCAACCCCUCAUCUUGGUCAAGGUCUAUCGCCGCCGUUGUCCAGUGAGGCUCUGUCGCAUAUAUCGCCGAGACAUAGCCACGGCUCUCCAAGUCACCACAGCGAUGAAAGAAACUCGAGUCAUCUGGAUAUACAGGAUCAAUCACAAUAUCCACCAAGCCUGCAAUGCGACUUUCGUCCACCUUCCAUGUCCAAGGAUGACUCCUCAUCGCACGCCUAUAUCAAUUCCAGUCCAGAAUAUGUGAUCGACGGCCUGGCUGCACUGAGAGAUAUCACCAAUAGCACUCAGUUCCAUUCAUCUGUCGCCGAUUCAUACCAGACUGUUCCAUCGCCUCUGUUUGACCACGGUGUUUUCUCUGACCCAGCUGAUUUCGUCAACGAUGUCUUCAUUCCGGGCUCUGCUUAUGAAGCACUGCAUAAGGCACUGCGAAACCGUCAGUUAUGGACUGCCCGGCCUGAUGUUCCUAGCCAUCGCAGCUCGCCCGAGUCUGUACCCUCGGUGCACACUUUGACAGCUUUCAGUGACGUCGAGUCGUUGGCCAGGCCCGAGAGAAAUCUUCGUCGGGCUGGGGUAAGCCGACGCUUUGAGCUGUCACCGGACCGGGAGGAUGUUCUCUGGCAAAACUAUUUAAACGAGAUCUGUUCAUGGCUCGACAUGUUUGAUAACAAUCGCCAUUUUGCCUCGACGUUCCCGCAAAUGGCCAAGUCGGCCCCUCACCUGCGGUACUCAAUACUGGCUCUGUCUGCGCGACAGCUGGAAAGGCAGCAGAAUGAGAAAUCUCAGUCGGAGAGCUUGUCUCUCUACCAGGAAGCUAUCCAUCUCCUUCUUCCUGAGCUGGGGAGCAAAACUGUGCCCGUCAUUGCAUCCUGUGUGAUUCUGUGUGUUCUUGAAAUGCUUAGCUGCAAUCCCAAAGAGUGGCGCCGCCACUUGGACGGCUGCGCAUAUUUAAUACAAGCCGCCGGCAUCAACGGUUUUUCUGGAAAAGAAGAACAAGCCUUGUUUUGGUGUUUUGCUCGAAUGGACGUCUGCGGUGGUCUUAUAUCCGAGGAAGAAACUAUUAUUCCUAUCCACAACUGGCGGCCGAAUGAUAUGCAUUCUACCGAGGCAUCGCAAAUCUUCCUUUCAUCAGCGAGAAGCAACUUCGACAUCUACGCCAACUACACCGUGUAUCUUGCGGCGCGCACGCUUGGGGUCCUGUUUGGCUGCGCGUCAAAGAUAGCCCAGCCCUGCACCUCGUACCAGUCGGUGGCCAAUGAGGAGGGCGAUUUGUAUGUCAAUCGCUGGAAAGAGCUGUUUAAUUGUGUUGAGCAGUGGUAUGAGAACCGGCCGAGCCAGAUGAAAUCCAUCUUUAGUGUCUCCAACUCGGACUGCGGACGAGUUCGGCCCUUUCCUACAGUGCUGUAUGGAAAUGGAUCUGCCAUUUCCGGGAACCAACUUUAUCAUGUUUCUGCCCUGCUGUUGCUUCAACGGAAGCCGAAGACAUUGACCUUAUCGAAGAGGCCGAGAUCUGUUCUGUGGCAUGCGCGCCAAAUAUGUGCGAUUUCUGCUUCCAACGCGCACCACGGUUGCUGGACUAAUGCGCUGCAGCCGUUGUGGAUAGCUGGGAAAGUCAUGUCGCACCAUUCUGAGCAUGCAGCUAUCAUCGAGAUCUUGAUACGGAUCGAGCGUGAGACUGGCUGGGCUACGGCCUGGCGUGUCGAAGACUUGAAGGAGUUUUGGGGCGAAUAUGAUGAUGAUUACGAUAUUGAGAUGAAUUAA
Penicillium alfredii is the source of this 2295-nucleotide messenger RNA. RefSeq names its product Zn(II)2Cys6 transcription factor. The transcript is spliced from 7 exons. Gene Ontology annotation, molecular function: zinc ion binding; transcription cis-regulatory region binding; DNA-binding transcription factor activity, RNA polymerase II-specific. Bases 1 to 2295 code for a protein of 764 amino acids. Gene Ontology annotation, cellular component: nucleus. NCBI's taxonomy places the organism in Eukaryota, Fungi, Ascomycota, Eurotiomycetes, Eurotiales, Aspergillaceae. The record is from RefSeq and is a predicted model, not a curated record. Gene Ontology annotation, biological process: positive regulation of transcription by RNA polymerase II.